AUGGAACCAUCUCGACCUCGAUCCAGCGGGGGCCAGCCGCCCGAAGAAGAGAGGCUAGCCAAAUUGCUUCGUCCUGCUGGUGUGAGCUCUUCAUCCGGACCAUUAGAUGAUAGUGUGUUCGACCAGAUUGCUCUAGAAAUGAAAGUUGUUGGCCUACCGAAAGAAUGGGUUAGCCGUCCAAGGACGCACUUUAUUCUGCAUCAAAUCAAGAGGACCAAGUUGAUGGGAAUGUUCAUCUUCCAAGGCUACGAUGAUACCUGCAUCCCUUAUGCCAACCGAAGCGCAUUACCCCAAACGGAAUCUCAAAGCUUGAAUCCAUUCGAAGCAAAGGCAUUCCUGGAAUGGCAAAGUGUCUGCAAAAGUCCACGGCUUCAACUGGAAAAGGGAAAUCACUGCAAGAUCGAUGACGGUGACAUCUUGUUUGAAAAUUCACCACGGCCACGAAUACUUGGGAACGGAAGCGAAAUGAGAACAGUUGUCGACGAGGUCAUAAGCAAAACCACAGGCAGAGUCUAUGCGCGAAAGCGAAUUACACGCAGAAAGCUGCCCCGAGAGGCACAAAAGGCAUUUGAGAGCGAACUUCGAGCCUUGACAAAGGUCAAGAACCACGAGCACCUCAUCCAAGUUUGCGGUAUGUAUACCGACAAGAAGUACUUUGCUCUACUGUUAGAGCCGGUAGCCGAUCGCACUUUGAAACAGUACCUAUCUUCUGGCCACCCUAAAACUCAAACGGAACGAAGCAUCCUUUGCACAUACUUUGGAUGCAUGGCAAAAGUGAUGGAUUUCCUUCAUGAGUCCGAAAUGAUCUUACACAAAGACAUUAAGCUAGAAAACUUUCUGCUCAAAAACGGCCGGCUGAUCCUGACUGACUUUGGAACCGCCUUCGAUUUUUCUGAGACUGGUCACAGUAUGACCAUGGCUAAUCGCGAUGACGCGAGAACACAUCGCUACAGCAGUCCAGAAGUAGCCAAUGAGGGCAGAUUCCAUCGAGCAUCUGAUAUCUGGUCCCUCGGAGUGGUCUAUUUGGAGAUGACAACAGUCCUGCACGGCAAGAAAUUGGCAGAGUUUGACCUCUACCUAAACAGUCAUGGAACAAGGUCCACUCGUGUUCAUGCUAAUAGGGAAGCUGUUCUAGGAUGGUUUCAAGAACUGAAAUCCCAGACCUUUACACCAGCCGACAACGAGCCUCUGGCUUGGGUUCAAAGAAUGCUUGAGCGAGCCAUGGACAGCAGACCCACAGCCGUAGAGCUGUAUCUAACCGUUCGCUCCUCUCAGAAUGGGAGGUUUUGCGGAUCAUGCUGCCUCGAGCAGGAGUCGGAGACUGAAUCGGAAAGCUCGCAGUCGCCAUUCGCCAAGUGA
Molecule: messenger RNA, 1359 nt
Organism: Cladophialophora psammophila CBS 110553
Lineage: Eukaryota; Fungi; Ascomycota; Eurotiomycetes; Chaetothyriales; Herpotrichiellaceae
Product: serine/threonine protein kinase
Exons: 2
Coding region: 1-1359 (452 amino acids)
Biological process (GO): protein phosphorylation
Cellular component (GO): cytoplasm
Molecular function (GO): protein serine/threonine kinase activity; ATP binding
Source: RefSeq, a predicted model, not a curated record